AAACCAGCACAAUGCCGCUUUAAGACUGCAGUGUGGCUGACUGUGUUUGUGCCAGACACAGUACAGUAACUUUCCCAUGCACCAUUAGGCGUUUCACAAGCAGCAGCGCCACAAGAAAGACAUCCAGUGUCCGUGGUUUUCAGAAAUGGGGCCAGAGCGAGCGUGAACAGUUGAAACACGGGGCUAUUCCGAGCCCAAGGAGGCAACUGAAUGAGACAUGGCCAUGGACGUUAGGAAAAGAAAGAACGGCGAGAAGGAAGAUUUGGCCUCGGAUGAUAGAAACGCGAAGUCGUCGGAAAAAGCAAGACCAGCACCGCACCCUGAGCGCUCCCGUCGCCGCCGCUGUUCCAAACUCCUUACCGUACUGUUUCUCCUUCUGUUUGUUCCGAUCGCUUCGCUGCUGGGAAUAAAAUACUACCGCGAUGGGCUACUCGCUAGGCGUCAAGAGGCUGCCCUACACUGUCUGGGGAAUGAAGGGCUGUUUCUCUUCUCCUCGCUGGACUCUGAUAAUGACAUGUUCCUCAGCCCAGACGAGUUCAGAACCAUAGCAGAGAAACUCACAGGUAUCUCCCCACCCUCGGAGUUCGAGGAGGAGUGGGGCCCCGAUGAGAAUGGAGAGACCCUCACUGUUGUGGCCAAAUUCCAGCCUCUCGUGAUGGAAACCAUGACGAAAAGCAAAGACGGGUUCCUGGGGGUCUCCCACCGCUCUCUGAGCGGACUGAGGGACUGGAAGAGCCCUGCUUCCCCCUCCAGAGUCUACUCUGCCAGCCAGUUCCGGGCCUUCCUGCCCCCCAAGAACAAGCUGGAGGUGGGGGAGACCUGGUGGCUCAUUCCCAGCGAGCUCAACAUCUUCACAGGAUACCUGUCCAACAACCGCUACCACCCCCCAGCUCCACGGGGCAAAGAGGUGCUCAUUCACAGUCUCCUGAGCAUGUUCCACCCGCGUCCCUUUGUGAAGACGCGCUUUGCCCCACAGGGAGCGGUGGCCUGUGUCAGAGCCAUCAGCGACUACUACUACGACAUCGUCUUCAGGAUCCAUGCAGAGUUUCAGCUGAACGAUGUUCCAGAUUUCCCGUUCUGGUUCUCUCCUGGUCAGUUCACAGGAAACAUCGUCUUGUCCAGGGAUUCCUCCCACGUGCGUGAAUUCCGUCUCCACGUUCCCAACAACAGGUCAUUGAACGUGGACAUGGAGUGGCUGUAUGGAGCCAGCGAGAGCAGCAACAUGGAGGUGGAUAUUGGCUACCUGCCCCAGAUGGAGCUUGAAGCCACCGCCCCCUCGAUUCCCUCUUUCAUUCACGACGAGGAGGGGAAUGUGAUUGACAGCCUGGACGCCAACGGAGAGCCAAUCCAGUUUGUGUUUGAGGAGAUUGAGUGGCUCUCUCAGAUCACAAGAGAGGAGGCGAGCCGGCGGCUGGAGGUCACUCUGUACCCCUUCAAGAAGGUUUCGUACCAUCCCUUCAGCGAAGCCUUUGACCGAGCCAAGGCAGAGAAUAAGCUGGUGCACUCCCUGCUGCUGUGGGGGGCCUUGGAUGACCAGUCCUGCUGAGGUUCGGGGCGGACUCUCCGGGAGACAGUCCUGGAAAGUUCGCCCGUCCUGGCUCUGCUCAAUCAGAGCUUCGUCAGCAGCUGGUCUCUGGUGAAGGAGCUGGAGGAGCUGCAGAGCAACAAGGGGAACCCUGCCCACGCUCAGUUAGCCAGCCUGCAUUUAGAGAAGUACAACUUCCCUGUGGAGAUGAUGGUGUGUCUGCCCAAUGGGACUGUGGUUCACCACAUCAACGCAAACUACUUCCUAGACGUGACUUCCAUGAGACCUGAGGAGUCAAACGAGGGAAACCCCUUUGAUUUCUCAGCAGGGUUUGAGGACCCCACCACCGCCACGUACGUCCGCUUCCUGAAGGAGGGGCUGGAGAAAGCCCGGGAGUAUCUGGGGAACUAGACAGCACAGGAGAGCUUGGAAAGACUCCCCAGUACUCUUCCAGUCCAGGCCAAGACCUUGUAUAAUUAUUUAAAGGGUUAUAGCCAAUUAAGUAAUUCCCAAGAAAUCUUAAAUGUCCAGUUUGAGCAAACAGAACUGUUCGGCUUCACUUCAUGGUUCCCAAACUGCACCAGAUAGAGACCCCUGCACACAACUACUGCCCCCCCCCCCCCCCCCCCCAGCCCACCUUAAAACUCCUCAUGCACACAAGAGAAUAGACACCACCUGGUUACAGUCAGUGUUGGGUCUCUAUUACCCCCUUGCUGCUCUUGUUACCUGCCAGGAUCCUGUAAGUUCUCUAUGCAAAGACUGAAAGGGUUAUAACCUCUCAAACAGGAGGUGUAUUGAAGUGAGGUUGCCCGCUCGCUGCCUGGGGGGGUUCUAUUGAUUGUCCAGCAGGUUCCAUGGUUAGUUUUGUAAUACUGGGGUUUUACUUACACCCAAUGCCCAUGCACACACAUUCAUUAUAUGGGUCUUUAGUUUUUAAAGAAAAUACAUUUUCAAUUUAAAAUGGUAUCUGAUACUAAACAAGGCUAAAGAAAUGUCUGUUUACAAGCCAUGCUUCCAGACUGUUGUACUUCCUGGGUCAUUUUACCUGAAGGGUGAAGUUGUCCCCACCCCCAUUCCCUGGCUUCUUUCCUGUCAGUAGCCAAUCGGCUGCUUCCCUUAUUGACUGGCACGCUUUCAGCCAGUAACAUGCUUUGUCCCAGAAUCCGCUGCCAAGGUGAAAUGACCCAGGAAGAACAGUAAAAGGCUUGGAAGGAAAGCAAACCUUUCACUUUCUUGAACCGUAGUGUGGUACCAGGUGUCUGUUUUAAAUACAUGUUUGCUGAAGCACCUGCUUCUGUGAGACCUGUGUAGCUAAGGGGAGUAAACAGAAUUUCAAAUUGCAUUGAACGAAUAUAUUGGAAUCUGAAGUGCUCUGCUGGGCAAUCAAAGUGGACAAUCCAGCCUUUUUUGUUAAAUGAUUUUUAAUUUUUUUUUUUUUCUGGUUAUAUCAAAAAUGACAAACUGCAAUAUGUACUGUAAGAAUGUAUGCUAGAUGUACUGUUUUUAUAAUGUUUACAUUGUGUGUUUUCUAUGCUGUAUGGUAGACAGCCUGUUUUUUUUUUAAUGUAGUACCACGGUAGCCCAAUAGAGGGCAGUGUAGCGUGGGCAGUUGGUUCUAGAACCAUUGCUCUUUGUGACGGCCUGCUCUGAAAGCUCUCUGUGGGCGGGGACAGGCCUGAUGUUGAGUAGUUGUGUCUGGAAGCAAUGUCCCCUCUCUGCCCCUAGAGGGAGACAGUGGGUUUCUUCAUCCAUAGAACAACACAUGCAAUUGAGAAUACAUUUCCAUAAUCAAAAUCCUAGUUGGAAAAAGUGUAUUUUUCAUUUUCCUUAAUGAAUUUAACACAUUUUAACAGAUUUGCUUUAGUUGUUGGAUUUAAAAGAAUGAAGACGUUGACAAUGUCUUAAACAUUUGUUUACUUCACUGUUAAAUGCGACACCCUGUAGUGCUAUUAACACAUUCACCACUCUCUCAACGACAGCAGUUAGGUGCUAUUUUAAUUUGCACUGUGGUCCCAGUACAGUGGUGGCCAACACUAGUCCUCAGGCAUCUGAGUCUGCAUCAGCCAGGAUGCAAAAGUGAACCAACCCUCGUCUCACGAUUCUAAAAUGUGUUUAUUAUAUACUGGUUUGCUCUUAAACAUUUGAGAUGCAGACUUUAUAGUCACAGGCUAAACAUGCCAGUAACACUCCCAUUGCAAAUGUGCCACAAAUGACUUUUUUUUUUACUGUUUCAAACACUAUAAACCAACAUUAUUAAUGCUCCUUUCUUUUUGAGCUGGCUACUUAAGCAAUACUUCUAAAAUUGCACUACAAUGGCUAGUUACGAAUUUCUUUUAAAACCAACCCGACCAUGUUGAGAGUGUUCAAUGGUACCCUUGUGUUGAUGCAGAAGGACUGGUUCGUUUUAUAUCAUGCUGUAGUGCUUGUACAAAUACUGGGGUUCACAGUCACUGUAGCACUGAAAGCGAGGCAGUCCACAUGCAUUAGAAACUGCAUAAGACACAUGCUACCACUACUUGUAACCAGCUAUGAAUAUGUGAACACAAUGCAAUUUGCUGCAUAAGCCCUUCAAAAGAGCAUUCUGUUAUUAAUAAAAUGUUAUUUUUCACUGUAA
Polyodon spathula (Mississippi paddlefish) is the source of this 4139-nucleotide messenger RNA. RefSeq names its product selenoprotein N (gene selenon). Gene Ontology annotation, cellular component: endoplasmic reticulum membrane. Gene Ontology annotation, molecular function: calcium ion binding. Gene Ontology annotation, biological process: calcium ion homeostasis; skeletal muscle fiber development. The transcript is spliced from 12 exons. The record is from RefSeq and is a predicted model, not a curated record. Lineage: Eukaryota; Metazoa; Chordata; Actinopteri; Acipenseriformes; Polyodontidae.